CCAGGCUUGUUCUCCAGAUCCUGCAAGAUCACAGACAUGAGGCGCAUCCUCCCUGCCCUGCUGUUUCUUGCGAUCUUUGGACUAUGUCAGCCUCUCUCUGAGAAAACUGUUCGAUGGUGUGCCAUAUCACAAUCUGAGGCACAAAAAUGCUCCAAGUUACAGAAGAUGAUGGUAAAAGUGUCUGGCAACCCUAUCAGUUGUGUCAAGAGAGCCUCCUCCCUUCGAUGUAUCCAGGCCAUUGCGGCUGAGAAAGCUGACGCUAUGACUCUUGAUAGCAGUUUACUGUUUGAUGCAGGACUGGCUCCCUACAAGCUGCGACCAGUAGCAGCUGAAGUUUAUGGGACCAAAGAUAAACCGCAAACCCACUAUUAUGCUGUGGCUGUUGUGAGGAACAGCAGUAACUUUAAUCUGAGUCAAUUACGAGGCCUGAAGACAUGCCACACAGGCAUUGGCAAGAGUGCUGGAUGGACUGUCCCAAUAGGGACACUUCGUCCAUUACUGGACUGGGCAGGACCACCUGCUCCUGUUGAGGAAGCUGUAUCCAAGUUCUUCUCAAAAAGCUGUGUUCCUGGUGCUGACAAAAAACGCUUUCCCAACCUGUGUAGUCUGUGUGCGGGGAAAGGAGCAAACAAAUGUGUCUCCUCUUCCAAGGAACCUUACUCUGGCUACUCAGGUGCCUUCAAGUGUCUGAGGGACAAUGCUGGAGAUGUGGCUUUUACCAGGGAGAGUACAAUAUUUGAGAAUCUACCAGAUAAGGCUGAAAGGGAUCAGUAUAAGCUUCUCUGCCCAGACAACACCUGGAAGCCCGUGGACAAAUACAAGGAGUGCCACCUUGCCCAAGUCCCUUCUCAUGCUGUUGUGGCCCGAAGCGUAAACGGCAGGGAGGAUGACAUCUGGGCGGUCCUCAGCCAGGCACAGGAAAAGUUCGGAGAAAACAAAUCGUCAGAAUUCAAGCUCUUUGGCCCGUAUGCUGGGAAGAAGGAUCUGCUAUUCAAGGAUUCUGCCAUUGGUUUUGAAAGGAUUCCCUCGAAAAUAGACUACAGGCUCUAUCUGGGCUUCAACUACUUCCAUUCCAUCCAGAACCUGAAGCAGAAGAAGCAGGACUCGGAAGCCAGACGUACCCAGAUCGUGUGGUGUGCGGUGGGGAAUGAGGAGCAACUCAAGUGCGAGAAGUGGAGCCGAGUGAGCAAUGGCAGGGUAGCCUGCUCCUCGUCCCUUUCCACAGAGGACUGCAUUACCUCCGUCAUGAAAGGGGAUGCUGAUGCCAUGAGUUUGGAUGGAGGGCUUAUCUACAUUGCUGGCAAGUGUGGUUUGGUGCCUGUCCUGGCAGAGAACCAGAAAUCCUCCAAAAGCAGUGGCUCUGAUUGUGUGAAUAGACCAGCGGAAGGGUAUUUUGCUGUGGCAGCAGUUAGAAAAUCGGAUGCUGGCUUUACCUGGAACUCUCUGAAAGGCAAGAAGUCCUGCCACACAGCCGUGGACAGGACUGCAGGCUGGAACAUCCCAAUAGGCCUGAUUGCCAACCGGACGGGCUCCUGCAAGUUUGGAGAAUUCUUUGAUCAGAGUUGUGCCCCUGGGUCUGACCCCAAAUCCAAUCUCUGUGCUCUGUGUGUUGGUGAUGAGAACGGUGAGAACAAGUGUGCAGCCAACAGCAGGGAGAGAUACUUCGGCUACACUGGGGCUUUCAGGUGCCUGGCUGAGAAGGCAGGAAAUGUUGCAUUUUUGAAGGACUCCACUGUCCUGCAGAACACUGAUGGUUUAGGUCAUUGUCCCAAGGUUCUCUUUGGAAGAAAUGGAUCUAGGUGCCCAAGAGAGUUUUGCCUGUUCCAGUCUAAAACCAAAAACCUCCUGUUCAAUGACAACACGGAGUGUCUGGCCAAACUCCAUGGCAAAACAACAUAUGAAAAGUAUUUGGGAGAGAAAUAUGUCACUGCCACUGCUAAUCUGAAACGAUGUUCAUCCUCCCCACUCCUGGAAGCCUGCGCUUUCCUCAUGAAGUGAGCACUUAGAAAAUGGUCCAGCCUUCCCAGGGAGCCUCAGCCCCAGUCCCUGGGGUCUUGCUGAGAGUGAGCUUUGCCAGUCAUCUGUUCUAAUUCCCUGCUGUCAUUUUAGGAAGAAAUAAAAUGAGAACUAUUUAGUUUUCUCUUCAUAUAAA
Messenger RNA from Nannospalax galili (Upper Galilee mountains blind mole rat), 2152 nucleotides. It is a transcript of the gene Ltf, whose product is annotated as lactotransferrin. Gene Ontology annotation, biological process: antibacterial humoral response; iron ion transport. Lineage: Eukaryota; Metazoa; Chordata; Mammalia; Rodentia; Spalacidae. The transcript is spliced from 17 exons. The record is from RefSeq and is a predicted model, not a curated record. Gene Ontology annotation, cellular component: recycling endosome; extracellular region; early endosome. Bases 37 to 1998 code for a protein of 653 amino acids.